Molecule: messenger RNA, 882 nt
Organism: Schistosoma bovis
Lineage: Eukaryota; Metazoa; Platyhelminthes; Trematoda; Strigeidida; Schistosomatidae
Source: the annotation of a GenBank genome assembly
UAUGAAUAUGCCUAGUUUAUCGACUUAACAAUUAUACCAUAAAAAUAUACGUAUAGUAUUGAUCUAUAAAUGGAUCCCAACAGUUAUCAUUAUAUUAUUCUCAUAGGGAUAUAAGAAACAGUAUUGUCAUACUAUACCAAUAUUGAUUCAAUAAAUAAUUACAAAAUUCUUUUAUUUUCAUGAAUCAAUCAAGACAUUUCAUUGGAUCUAAUCCAUUGAACGUCAAUUCCUCUUUAAUAAGAAGUAAAAGUUUUCAACAUAUUACCGCCAACUAUUAUAAAUCAUCAAUAAUGAAAUUAUGGAAACAUGAACAUUGGAAUAUUAUUCCAUGGAAAUCUGAUCUAACAUUAUUUCAAAAUAAUAAUACACUUGAAUUGGAUCACAGAUCAUGGUUAUAUUUAUAUUAUAAUACAAAAUAUAUACAUGAAACAACAGUUUAAAAAAACAAAACAAAACAAAACAUCAAUGAGUAUCUAUACACAUCUCAUGAAUAAUCUGUCCAGUAUGGAUCUAUUCAAUGAAUGGAGUAUAAACAAUAUCCUUGUAUAUGAUAUCUAAGAUAAAGUAGACUAUGGUUAAGAAUGAUUCUCUAUCAAUGGUCAACUAUUAACUUUUGUUAUAAUGAUCAUUAUAUAAAUUGUACGUAUAUAUAUUACGUUUGGAUGUUUGCCGAUAAAAUCAAUACUGACUUCUUUCAUUAAAUAUAAUAAAGGGUUGUUAUAUAUCCAAUUUUACAUGUGUACAAUGUGAGCACUGGAACGUUUAAACUCUUUCAAGUUGUAAAUGAAUAGAUAGAAGAUAAGUGAGAAGGAAUGCUAUUCUUAAAAGUGUCACUUAUGGUAGAAAACUGUCAGGUAUUUAUAGGAAAUCAUCAUUAUAGUC